Cryptococcus deneoformans JEC21 is the source of this 1959-nucleotide messenger RNA. RefSeq names its product endopeptidase, putative. Gene Ontology annotation, molecular function: proteasome-activating activity; ATP binding; ATP hydrolysis activity. Gene Ontology annotation, biological process: proteasome-mediated ubiquitin-dependent protein catabolic process. The record is from RefSeq and is a predicted model, not a curated record. The transcript is spliced from 11 exons. NCBI's taxonomy places the organism in Eukaryota, Fungi, Basidiomycota, Tremellomycetes, Tremellales, Cryptococcaceae. Gene Ontology annotation, cellular component: proteasome regulatory particle, base subcomplex. Bases 65 to 1309 code for a protein of 414 amino acids.
AUAAACCUAUAACUGCAUCUUUUCUACACUCAUAUCUUAGCCAUUCUAGUACUCAUCGAAGAACAUGGAAGAGAUCGGCAUUGACCUCAAAAUGGAGGACCCCUCCCUCCCAGCUCAAAUCUCGGAGAAGCAAAAUCUCCUCAACUCUCUGCCUAGUGGCAGUGAAGAACUCUACAGUACUUGGAAGAGGCUUGAAGCCCAUCGAGAGUUUUUACAGCUCCAAGAGGAGUACAUCCGUGACGAGACCCAGAACCUGAGAAGAGAACUUCUGAGGGCACAGGAAGAAGUCAAGCGAAUUCAAUCUGUUCCAUUGGUCAUUGGCCAAUUCCUCGAACCCGUUGAUGAACGACGAGCCAUUGUUGGAAGUACAACUGGCUCCAAUUAUGUUGUCCGAAUCCUUUCCACUCUGGAUCGUGAACUUCUCAAACCAUCUUCUUCUGUGGCUCUUCACCGCCACUCAAAUGCUCUGGUAGAUAUUCUCCCACCAGAAGCAGAUUCAUCUAUUGCGAUGUUGGGAGCGGAUGAAAAGCCGGACGUGAAGUACUCGGACAUUGGUGGCCUGGAUUCACAAAAGCAGGAAAUCAGGGAGGCGGUCGAGUUGCCACUUGUACAACAAGACCUGUACAGGAAGAUCGGAAUAGAUCCACCUAGAGGCGUGCUGCUCUAUGGUCCUCCAGGUACUGGUAAGACUAUGCUUGUUAAGGCUGUUGCCAACGCAACCAAGGCCGCAUUCAUUCGUGUCGUUGGCUCCGAAUUUGUGCAGAAGUAUUUGGGUGAAGGUCCUCGUAUGGUCCGAGACGUUUUCCGAUUGGCCCGAGAAAACUCCCCAUGUAUCAUCUUUAUCGAUGAAGUUGACGCCAUUGCCACAAAGCGUUUCGAUGCUCAAACCGGUUCGGACCGUGAAGUGCAGCGUAUCUUGAUCGAGCUACUUACCCAAAUGGACGGGUUCGACCAACAAACCAACGUCAAGGUCAUUAUGGCCACCAACCGAGCGGAUACUCUUGACCCUGCGUUGCUUCGUCCUGGUCGUUUGGACAGGAAGAUUGAGAUGCCCAAUCCCUCUAGACGUGAGAGGCGCUUGAUUUUCCAGACCGUCACUUCUAAAAUGAAUCUGGGUCCCGACGUCGACCUUGAGGAUUACGUGUCCCGACCGGACCUGCUCAGUUCUGCUCAAAUUGCCUCCAUCUGUCAAGCCGCCGGUCUCCAAGCUGUGCGAAAGAACCGAUAUGUCAUUUUGCCAAUUGAUUUUGAGGAAGCCUGGAAGUCUGUUGUCAAGCGUAACGACGAGACUCACGAGUUUUAUCGGUAAUUACUUUUUCGAUACUUUCGAUACUGUACAACUUUACAUCGUAUGCAUUAGCAAUGAAUGCCAAACCCUUUCAUAGGUAUAUGCUGCCUCUUCUCUUCUGUUUCCAUUAUUUCUUGCUUAGUGGCCUACAUUUCGUCUUCACCCAUAUGUGGUGUAGGGGAUCGGUGUCACUCGAGCAUAGACCGAUGCUUCUUUGAAGCUUCCGACGUUCAUUUGCUAUCUUUCCGAGGCGCAAGCCACUUCCACGGGAACGAUACUUCACAGGCGCCGGAUAUCAUUUUAUCUCGGGAACUGUACAAGAUCUCGACACCAAGGCAGGGCAGUCAGUUGGCGUAAGGCGAGUGGGUGUUUUGCCGUGUUGUCGAGCUGUUGUUUCAUCCUUUCACAUAUUCCAAAGGUGCUUAACACUCUGCGAGCGAUGAUUACCAAAAUCGUCUUGCUAUUUUAGGAACACCGAGAUUGUUGCUGGCGGCCUCCAAAUGCUCAGGAGUGUCUUGCCCCCAUUGUUACUCACCGGCGCGGAAAACUGAAGUAGCUGGUCUAUGCAGUGGGUACAUAUUAUUCUGUAAUGACGUACUUCCAUGUAUUUUUUUUUUCUUGCGAGAGCUUUGCUGGUUAUAUGCAAGUUAUCAUUUUAUACUUGAACGGUG